Molecule: messenger RNA, 2131 nt
Organism: Gorilla gorilla gorilla (western lowland gorilla)
Lineage: Eukaryota; Metazoa; Chordata; Mammalia; Primates; Hominidae
Product: charged multivesicular body protein 5-like
Exons: 1
Coding region: 81-674 (197 amino acids)
Biological process (GO): vesicle budding from membrane; late endosome to vacuole transport via multivesicular body sorting pathway
Cellular component (GO): multivesicular body
Source: RefSeq, a predicted model, not a curated record
UUACAGCCACUCAAGAUAAACUGAUUCUUCAGGAAAGUGAAAUUAAGGCUCCGCUGCCCAGCCUGAAUGACUGCAUUGGCAUGGUGGACAGCAGGGCAGAAUCCACUGACAAGAUUUCUAGAUUGGAUGCUGAGCUAGUGAAGUAUAAGGACCAGAUCAAGAUGAGAGGGGGUCCUACAAAGAAUAUGAUUACGCAGAAAGCCUUGCGAGUUUUAAAACAAAAGCGGAUGUACGAGCAGCAGCAGGACAAUCGCACCCAAGAGUCAUUCAACAUGAAACAAGUCAAUUACACCAUCCAGUCAUUGAAGGAUACCAAGACCACGGUUGAUGCUAUGAAACUGGGAGCAAAGGAAAUGAAGGUAGACAAGCAAGUGAAAACUGACCAGAUUGAGAAUUUACAAGACCAGCUAGUGGACAUGAUGGAAGAUGCAAAUGAAAUCCAAGAAGCACUGAGUCGCAGUUAUGGCGGCCCAGAAUUAGAUGAAGACGACCUAGAAGCAGAGUUGGAUACACUGGGUGAUGAGCUUGUGGCUGACCAAGAGUUCUAUUUAGAUGAGGCAGCAUCUGCACCUGCAAUUCCAGAAGGUGUUCCCACUGUCACAAAAAACAAGGAUGGAGUUCUGGUGGAUGAAUUUGGAUUGCCACAGAUCCCUGCUGCAUACAUUUGCAUUUAAGUACAUCAUGUAAAACAUAUUAUGGGACUAUGAAAUACUGAUCUUUCCAAAUUUACCAUAACAGAUACGUUUCUGUCCUUUCUUUGAAGGAAAGCUUAAUUACAUUGCUCUUCUAUUUUUUUCCUUUGAGACUCAUUGCUUGGGAAAUGCUUUCUUUGUACUAAAACUUGAUUCUGGCAGGGCGCGGUGGCUCACACCUGUAAUCCCAGCACUUUGAAAGGCUGAGGCAGGCAGAUCACAAGGUCAGAAGUUCGAGACCAGCCUGGCCAACAUGGUGAAACCCCAUCUCUACUAAAAAUACAAAAAAUUAGCCGGGUGUGGUGGCAGGCGCCUGUAGUCCUACUCUUGGGAGGCUGAAGCAGGAGAAUCGCUUGAACCCAGGAGGCGGAGGUCCAGUGAGCCAAGAUCGCCCCAUAGCCUGGGCAACAGAGCAAGACUCCGUCUCAAAAAAAAAAAAAAAAAAUCACUACUGUAUCAGAAGUGGGUAUUUUGAUUCUGUGGUUUCCUUAAUACUACAUCUUGAAAUCAAUAAUGAAUAUUUCUUGAUAUUUGAUGAAUAGGACAUUUAUUUACUCAAUUUUUUCAAAAGGAAAAAAAGGCAUAAAUUACAAACAUAUAUUAAAAAGAUGAGACAGGCCGGGCACAAUAGCUCACGCCUGUAAUCCCAGCACUUUAGGAGGCCGAGUUGGGCAGAUCACCUGAGGUCAGGAGUUUGAGACCAGCCUGGCCAAUAUGAUGAAACCCCAUCUCUACUAAAAAUACAAAAAUUAGCCGGGCAUGGUGGCAUGCGCCUGUAAUCUCAGCUACUUGGGAGGCUGAGACAGAAGAAUCACUUGAACCUGGGAGGCAGAGGUUGCAAUGAGCCAAGACAGCACCACUGCACUCCAGCCCAGGCAACGAGAGCAAUACUCCAUAUCAAAAAAAAAAAAAAAAAAGAUGAGGCAAAAAAAAAAAUCCAGAACCUGCAGAUUACAUGCUUGCAAACUAGAAAAUCUAUCAACUACAACAAAUUGAAAAUAAUAAAAAUGUAAGAUCUACAAGAAGCAGUAAAUUUCCUUCAUACCAGCAAUAAUCAUUCAGAUGAUGGCAGAGUACCACUCACAGUAAAAAGAUAUACAGGAAGAGACCAUUCACAAUAAAAAGAUAUACAGGAAGGGCCGGGCGUGGUGGUUCAUGCUUGUAAUCCCAGCACUUUGGGAGGCCGAGGAGGGCGGAUCACGAGGUCAGGAGAUGGAGACCAUCCUGGCUAACAUGGUGAAACCCCGUCUCUACUAAAAAUACAAAAAAAUUAGCCGGGCGAGAUGGCGGGUGCCUGUAGUCCCAGCUACUCGGGAGGCUGAGACAGGAGAAUGGCGUGAACCUGGGAGGCGGAGUUUGCAGUGAGCCGAGAUCACGCCACUGCACUCCAGCCUGGGCGACAGAGCGAGACUCUGUCUCAAAAAAAAAAAAAAAAAAAA